AAAAAAGAAAAAAUUUGUAAAAAUGCAGACAGGUACAUUUUUGUUACCAAUCAGCGAAGAAACAGCUUGACAGAUUAAAAAUAAAAAAGUUGUAUAAUGCAGCCUAGACAUAAGAAGAAAGCAAGACUGGUGACCCACAGAAGUAAUCAUGUUGACAGAUGUCUCUGGAAAUAACAUAAAAGGUUUGGAUGGAUUCUACAAUGAAUUGCGUAGAAAAUAUCCGAACACUUUCAAUCUUGCCACUGACCUGGGAAAAGGAGACAAAGCGAUACAAAGGCUCCCACAACUUGACAAUGCAGGAUCCCACACAUCAGUUGGGGUUCCACCAAAAUUUCCAAAUCCACUUCCUCCUCAAAGAUGGUCUCCUGAUAGCUUCCUCUACAAAGUACAGUCUCAGAAAACUAAAUUUGGACAAAGACAAGAAGAAGAAACGUCUCAUUCCAAUGGUUUAUCAGUCAUUAUUCAAGAUAAAACUGUUUCUGUUCCAUCAUGGAGAAGAAGAGAUUACGUGGGAAUCCACAGUCAAGGCUCUUUUCGACUUCCCAGUCUCAGGAGUCAAGUUGAACAAAAUAAAGUGGAACUGAAGAGUAGACUUAACACCACAAAAAGUGAGAAUGAGCCAAAGAGUGACCACCAAAGUACAUCAUCCAGGCUAAAUGGUAUUGCCAAAGCAGAAUCCUCCGUUUCAACCAAGAACAUUUCCGACAAAGACAUCCUUCAAAGUCAACCGAGACCCUCUCCAGUUAAGUCAGAUCCUUUGGGAACUAUCAUGAAAGAACUUCUACCCAACAAACCAGGCAGAAUAAUAAAUGAUCAACCUAGAACUAACAGGAACACUUAUCACAAUAAUGUUGGCUCUAUGUCAGACAGUGACUCUGGCAAGUCUGCAUGUGCACCACUUAAAAUAUUCAGACCAAAAUCAAGGAGUCCUCAUGGUCCUCCAGCCUCAAGUGAUAUUAUCAAGAAGUUCUCAGCCAAACCCAAGUCGACACAUGGACCAGUGAGAGCUAACCAUGGGGUUACUUCUGAAACACAAGUCCUCACUGCUAAGUGUGUGAAAGAAAUGGAACCUGGAAAUAUUUUAGAAAAGAUUUAUCUGGGCGAGUCAAGGAAAAGUGAAUCAGUCCGCUCCAAAGAGAAUAUACAGCCAAAGUUAGCUGCUCCUCGGGUGCGCUUUGAAGAUGAAUCUGAACAAGAAGCAGAGACUCGUUACAAGGAAAGAUGUCUUCUGGAAAAGAAAGAACCCUCCAGAAAUGAAAUGAAAGAUGUAGAGAGUUAUCCGAUGUAUGUGCAAGAAAGAGUUAAGAAAGCAGACUUUAGUCAAAUUACUUCUAGAUCUCCACAAUAUGAAAAACAACAGAUAAUGGGGAAUCAAACAGUAAAUGUACCUUACAGACGUCAACCAUUCCCACCGAGUGUAGCCAAGAAAGUUUUAAUUGACAUUCCAACAAGUGGUCAUCCCAUUAAGCGAUCACUCCGAGUUGAGGUGUCUCCACCUGGAAAAAGUAUGAUGGAUAAACCAAUGUCUCCAAGAUCUCAUAAAGAGACAGCUUCCCUUGAAGGAAUCACCAUGUGUUUUUCCAGCACUGAUGGACAAUGGAAGGGACAGGAAGAGAUGGUCUACAGGAAAUCCAUAGAGGAAAACAGAAUCCAUAGGAGCACCUCAUCAAUGGAAACCAUAGAGAGUGGAAUAACUGAGGUUUCUUUAGAAUCCAACAAAAAGAGGAUGGAAUGGGGUGGUUCUGGAUCUUCAAUAAGCAGUGGGAUGCCAGAACUCUCUUCUGUUGAAAACCAUGAUACCAAACUGGUUCACCAAGCACGGGGAGUUCACCUAUCCAAAAAUCUGCAGAAAGGUGCUGGAGAAAUGUCUUUUUACAGCAAGAUGAAGAAGAGCUUACAUGUCAGAAUGAGGUUGAACUCUGAUACCAAAAAGUUGAGCGGAAGUAGCCAAUCAGAAGGCAGUGAUUUUCUGGAACUCGGCUCUCAACACAGCAGUCUUCUAGAAUCGGAUCUGGAGCUGCAUCAUUCUUCAAAGGAUAGCAGAGCGUCACGAUUCACACCAACCAGUCCUGUUUUAAUGAAAGAAAAAAUGCCGGAUAAUACAACCAAGCAGAAGAAGAAAAUGGAAAUAACCUCGAGGGCUGGCACAGAAAGUGCAGACCCACCAUCCCCAGCUAAGACAGUCACCUAUAAUUUCUCAGAGCUGCCCGCCCCUGGUCAAACCCCCACUCACCACCCUGAAAUGCGAGACAAUAAGGUGGUUGGCUAUUGGAGAGAAUAA
Pelobates fuscus (common spadefoot toad) is the source of this 2281-nucleotide messenger RNA. RefSeq lists its product as uncharacterized. The record is from RefSeq and is a predicted model, not a curated record. The transcript has 9 exons. The coding region runs from base 149 to 2281 and encodes 710 amino acids. Lineage: Eukaryota; Metazoa; Chordata; Amphibia; Anura; Pelobatidae.